This is a messenger RNA of Eptesicus fuscus (big brown bat), 2562 nucleotides long. Its product is annotated as arylacetamide deacetylase-like. Lineage: Eukaryota; Metazoa; Chordata; Mammalia; Chiroptera; Vespertilionidae. Gene Ontology annotation, molecular function: triacylglycerol lipase activity; serine hydrolase activity. Gene Ontology annotation, cellular component: endoplasmic reticulum membrane. The record is from RefSeq and is a predicted model, not a curated record. The coding region runs from base 29 to 1228 and encodes 399 amino acids. Gene Ontology annotation, biological process: positive regulation of triglyceride catabolic process. The transcript has 5 exons.
AGUGCAAGGAGAGAAGACGGGAAACAGCAUGGGAAGAAAGACUAUUUUGCUACUGUUGGUGGGCAUUUUCACGGCAUAUUAUGUUUAUACACCUCUCCCAGAUAACAUUGAGGAGCCAUGGAAACUAACUGGGUUUAACCUCAUAUUUAAAACUGUAUCAAAUGUGGCCCUGGUUGGUGAACUCCUGGGAAUCAACCAUUUCAUGAACACUGCAAUGUUUCUCAUGAGCCUUCAAGAUGUCCCACCCACAUCUGAUGAAACUGUCACUGUGAUGGACACAACUUUCAGCAAUGUUCCUGUCCGUGUAUAUAUACCAAAGCGCAAGUCAGAGGCCCUAAGAAGGGGCUUAUUUUACAUUCAUGGUGGUGGUUGGUGUUUGGGAAGUGCUGCUUAUUAUUCUUAUGAUAUACUGUCAAGACGAACAGCUAAUAGACUUGAUGCUGUUGUCAUUUCAACCAACUAUAGACUAGCACCUAAAUACCACUUUCCAAAUCAAUUUGAAGAUGUGUAUAAUGCAUUGAAGUGGUUCUUACGCCAAGAUAUUCUUAAAGGCUAUGGUGUAGAUCCCAAAAGAAUUGGUAUUUCUGGAGAUAGUGCUGGAGGAAAUUUAGCUGCAGCAGUGACUCAACAGCUCAUAGAUGAUCCAGAUGUCAAGAUCAAACUCAAGAUCCAGUCUUUAAUUUAUCCUUCCCUUCAGACUCUGGAUAUGGAUUUACCAUCUAUACGGGAAAACUCACAUUUUCCAAUUCUGCCCAAAUCACUCCUGGUCAGGUUUUGGAGUGAAUACUUUACCACAGACAGAUCACUUGAAAAAGCCAUGUUGAUCAAUCAACAUGUACCAGUGGAAUCAAGCUACCUCUUCAGGUUUGUUAAUUGGAGUUCUUUGCUCCCAGAGAAGUUUAAGAAAGGGCAUUUUUAUAGCAGUCCAACUCAUGGUCCUUCUGAGCUAGCUAGAAAGUAUUCAGGGUUUCUAGAUGUGAGGGCAGCCCCCUUGUUAGCUGAUGACAACAAGUUGCGUAGCUUACCCUUGACCUAUGUAAUCACCUGUCAAUAUGAUGUCUUAAGAGAUGAGGGAAUCAUGUAUGUCACCCGACUUCGGAAUGCUGGAGUGAGGGUGACCCAUAACCACGUUGAGGAUGGAUUCCAUGGAAUAAUUUCCUUUCCUGAAUUCAAAAUUUGGCAUAGAGUAGAAAAUCAGUAUCUGAGUUGGCUAAGUGAAAAUCUAUAGUAAAUAUCUUAGCAGUGGUUUAUAAAAAUAUGUAAGCCUCAAAUAUAAAACAUUAGUGAGAAUCAAAAGGUUAUGUUUAAAUUUCUCUUUAUCACCCAUGACUUAUCUAAGUGUUAUAGUAAUAGUAAUAAAGAUAAAAUACAAUAUAGAAUAAGUAUUAAAGUGUGCAAUUAAAGUGUGAUAUUAAAUUGUGAAAUCUGAUAGUAUGGAAUGUAAUGUAACCAAAUUGAUAAGCACCCUUGAGUGGCUUGUAUGUAGAAAAUAGAUAAAGUGAUCUGUACCCCAUAUGUAAGACCAGAUAGCAAGGCUCCUGUGACCCACUGGUAAGACACACUGAAGACGCCCAUCUGAGCACAUAAAAAGAACUAGCUCUGGAGGAAGAUCAGAGAGGCUUGUUCUGCUCCUCCACAGAGGAUUGCUCUCUACUCCCCAGCCUGCAUCUGCCCAAACUCUGCCGCGGACCGUGAGUCCGAACCAUGAGCCAUGAAACCGAGGCCUCAAACAAGACACUGAGCCACAGCUGCAACGUCCAAUGUCCAGUGUGUGUGUGUGUCUGUUUGCGCGGAUCCCCGGGUGGCCUGCUGAGGUCUGAAAACCACCAGGACUCUGGUAAAUAAACCAUGUGUGAUUCGUGCAUUGCAUGUCUGUCUCCUGUGUAAUUCAUGCUCUGGUCAAUAUUAAGUAAGUACCUUGGGUCGUAUGUGUCAGUGUCUGUUUAGAGACUGGCUGAGGUACCCUUGGUCAUCUGUGCAUACGUCCCUGAAGGAGAAAUUGGGACGAUAAGGUGCUCUGAACCAUUGUGAAUUUUUGCUAUUGUUGUUGUUUUAGGAUUUUUGUUUGUUUUUUGUUUGCUUUUUUACUUAGUGGAUACUCUGUUUCUUAUUCUAAGUGCUGUUUACUCACUUCUGUUACUUUAGAAAAUGUCUACACCCUUAAAUAUUUUUUCUUGCUACUAAAGUGCCUAAGAGAUGGCUGGUAUUAAUUUUGGUAUCCUAGGGCAGAAAUAGGCUUGGUCACAUUAAGAAGUGGAUUUUAUAGUAGUAGAUGGCAUUAUAUUGAAGCAAAUACUUUGAAAAACAGUUGGCACAUAAGUCAUAUUAGUUAGUGCCUACAAGGUUGUUUCAAGGCACUAAAUCCAUUUCAGUAGAAGCUCUGGUAUUUUAUAAGCCAGAUGUGUUUGUUUAAACCUUUUUUCUCAACGAUAAUACUAUUAGACAAUCAAAAAACUAAGGUUGUAAAUUCCAGCAUAAAAAAUGAGUAAUGUCUGUUUGUUUUAAAGAAAAUGCCACGUUUAUUACAAAAUAUGUAUGGAAAUAAAAUUGAUAUGAAAAGCA